AUGUCUCUUUUCCCUACAGCACAGCGACCCAAGCACUUGGUGCAGUUCAACGCAGGAAAAUGCAUUCGUGAAGGCAACAUGUUAAAGCCUGACUUGCGUAAAGGAACAGUGUAUAUGGAUCAGAGCGAGGAUCAGCUUAUGCACUUUUAUUGGAAAGAACGUAAAGCGUCGACUGAACCCGAAGAGGAUUUGAUUAUCUUUCCAGACGAGGCCGAGUUUGUGCGUGUCAACGAAUGUACUACGGGACGUGUCUAUCUAUUGAAGUUCAAGUCUUCCAACCAGAAAUUGUUCUUUUGGAUGCAAAGCAAGAGUGAUGAAAAGGAUGAGGAAAACGUCUCUCGUGUCAACUUGUUGAUCAAUGACCCACAAGCUGCUAUGGAAAGUGCAAGUGGUUCGAGCAGGAUGCCUGGUAUCGAUGUCAACCUUGGUGGCAACUCCCCCGCUGAUAUGAUGCAACUUUUGGGUGGUUCAGAUGGCAUCUCUCGUGAAAACAUUUUGCAAUUCCUUCAGACGGCCGGUGGUUUUGGUGGUACAAUUCCUUUGUCUGUUCCUUCGGGUGGUGAUGGCCCCGUUGAUCAGGAUCAAGGUGAACGAACGGAAGAACAUGAUAGCAGCAACAACCGUCAAUCUACCAAUGUCACCCCUGCUCAGCUUGAGCAAGUGCGAAAUGCUCUUAUGGGCGUACAAGCACCAGAAACCCAAGAUACCUCAAUAACCUUGUCUGACAAUCUCAUUUCCGAGUCCCUUACACCUCUUAUCAACGACAGCGAAUUGUUCUCAGCUCUUUUCCCAUCCAUCACGCAACCUUCUGGUGAGCAAUCAUCCGAUCAAGUACGACAACUUGUUUCAAGCCAAGAAUUUCAACGAGCAUUGUCCACUUUGCGUGUUGCAUGUGAGAAUGGUGAAUUGAACACUGUUGCUUCAGAGAUUGGAUUGGGUUCGUCGGCCCACAACAAUUUUGAAUCUUUGUUAAGUGCCUUUGGAGAACAAGCCAAGCGUCGGCAGAGAGAAAGAAAUUCAGAUGCCAUGGAGGAAGAUUAG
Lichtheimia ornata is the source of this 1041-nucleotide messenger RNA. RefSeq lists its product as uncharacterized. Gene Ontology annotation, cellular component: cytoplasm; nucleus; proteasome regulatory particle, lid subcomplex. The coding region runs from base 1 to 1041 and encodes 346 amino acids. Gene Ontology annotation, biological process: ubiquitin-dependent protein catabolic process. The record is from RefSeq and is a predicted model, not a curated record. The transcript is spliced from 8 exons. Gene Ontology annotation, molecular function: endopeptidase activator activity; ubiquitin binding; proteasome binding. NCBI's taxonomy places the organism in Eukaryota, Fungi, Mucoromycota, Mucoromycetes, Mucorales, Lichtheimiaceae.